AUGUCCUUAUCCACCGCUGCGCUCGAGCACAACGCCGAGGCUGGAAUGGGCGCCUCGGCCACCAACGAUGCUACGCCUACGAACGUGACUCUGACUGCACCGCGGGACGGUGCCGCAGUGGAAGGAGGAAAUGCUGGUGCCCUGCAAGAGAAGAAGGUUGGGGAGGCUGAAAUAGAGCCAGAGAAGGAGAGGAGUAAGGCAAAGAUUGCCAUCAUCAUGUUUGCACUGGGGAUGGCCGUAUUCCUCGCCGCAAUGGAUAUCACCAUCAUCACCACCGCCCUGCCGACCAUCAGCGCUCACUUUCAGUCGGCUGCAGGUUACACCUGGAUCGGAUCAGCCUUCAACCUCGCCGCAGCCGCCUCGACGCCGCUCUGGGGUAAGCUGUCGGAUAUUUUCGGCCGCAAACCAGUCCUGCUCGUGGCCAACAUUGUUUUCUUCAUUGGCUCGCUGGUUGCAGCGCUGGCAAUCAACAUCGGCAUGCUCAUCGUGGCCCGCGCCAUCCAGGGCGUCGGCGGUGGUGGCUUGAUCAUCCUGGUCAACAUUGUCAUCAGCGACCUCUUCUCCAUGCGCAGCCGUGGCCAGUAUUUCGGCAUCAUCGGCAUGGUGUGGGCGCUGGCGUCUGCCCUCGGUCCAGUCAUUGGCGGUGCCCUCACGCAGCGUGUAUCGUGGCGGUGGUGCUUCUAUAUCAACCUGCCUCUCGACGGCGUUGCCUUCGUCAUCAUCUGCUUCUUCCUUGAUGUGCACAAUCCACGCACCCCCAUCGGCGCCGGUCUCCGCGCCAUCGACUGGCUCGGCUCGCUCACCGUCAUCGGCGGCACUGUCAUGCUGUUGCUCGGCCUCGAGUUCGGUGGCGUCACGCACCCCUGGUCAUCGGCUACCGUCAUCUGCCUGAUCGUCUUCGGCAUCGUCACUAUCGGAAUUUUCCUCGUGCUUGAGUGGAAGGUGGCCACCUACCCCAUCAUGCCGCUGCGCAUCUUCUCGAACCGUUCCAACCUCGCUUCGCUGGCUGCCUGCUUCCUACACGGCUUUGUCUUCAUCUCCGCCACCUACUACCUCCCGCUCUACUACCAAGCCGUGCGCGGCGCUGGCCCCAUCAUGAGCGGCGUCUACCUCCUGGCCUUCGCUCUCUCCCUCUCUAUCGUCUCUGCUAGUACGGGUAUCGUCAUAAAGAAAACAGGAGCCUACCAUCCCUGCAUCAUUUUUGGCUUCGCCGUCCUCACCCUCGGCUUCGGCCUCUACACCGACAUCGACGCCGAUUCGUCCUGGGCCAAGAUCAUCCUGUACCAGAUCGUGGCCGGCAUCGGCGUGGGCCCGAACUUCCAAAGCCCGCUGAUCGCGCUGCAGGCCCACGUGCACCCGCGCGACAUCGCCACGGCGACGGCGACGUUUGGCUUCGUGCGCAACCUGGCCACGGCCACCUCGGUCGUCAUCGGCGGCGUCGUGUUCCAGAACGAGAUGCAGAAGCACCAGGGCAUGCUGACGCGCGCGCUGGGCCCGGAGCUGGCCGGCCAACUCGCCGGCGGCAGCGCGGGCGCGAACUCAGAGCUCGUGGACCAGCUGCCCCCGGCGCAGCGGACCGUCGCGAGGGAGGCGUUCGCCGACAGUCUGGCCAGGAUGUGGAUCGUCUACGUGUGUUUUGCCGGACUGGGUCUGCUAGUGAGCCUGUUAAUCAGGAGGAAGACGCUGGCGAAGAGCCAUGCCGAGCAGCAGUCGGACAUGGAGGCCGACGAGGUGAGGAGAAAGGAGAGGAAGGGCGUGAGCAGCAGGGGCAUCAGCAGUAAGGGAGAGGAUGAGAAGAGGUCAUCGGUGGGUGCCGCGAGCAGUGCGUUGGAUGUAGAAGCCGGGCUGGGCGCGAGUGCGGAGAAGGAGGUGGGGAGUGCGAAUGCGAGCGUGAAGGAUGUGCCUGCUUGA
Lasiodiplodia theobromae is the source of this 1911-nucleotide messenger RNA. Its product is annotated as MFS transporter. Bases 1 to 1911 code for a protein of 636 amino acids. The record is from RefSeq and is a predicted model, not a curated record. Gene Ontology annotation, biological process: transmembrane transport. Gene Ontology annotation, molecular function: transmembrane transporter activity. Lineage: Eukaryota; Fungi; Ascomycota; Dothideomycetes; Botryosphaeriales; Botryosphaeriaceae. The transcript is spliced from 2 exons.